AUUGCUCUCUCUUUGUUUCCCUUAGCUUUCUCAUUGUACCUCAGUUCGUCUCCCCACCACUUCGGUGGCUUACUUACACUAUGAAAGCCUCGACUGGUCGGGUCAAGUUCUAAUAGAGCUCUCUACAAGCAGCUUAAAACCAGGUUAGUCCUCGCUCUGUCAAUAAUCUCUGUUCAAUGGGCGUUUUUCUCUUCCAUUAGAGCCGUAUUACGCACUUGGGUAUUUUCAGUUUAAUGGCUGGGUGCUCAACUUUCCUUCAGUCCUAUUUGUUCAAAAAUUUCAUCCUGUUACUGAGUUUCUUGGAUUUGUUUUGUAUUGUAACGUUGCGGCGAUAAUGGGAUAUCUCCAGCGUCUUAACAAUGAACUCUGUGGCUUUAUUUGGUGCAAGAAUAGUUAAUAAAUUUACAUGUUUUCUUGUUAUUUCGCGUAAGUUUUGCGACCAUAGUGGUCAUGUUGGUGAAGUCCAUGAUGGGCUUAAUUGCAUUGAGGAGAGUUUGACCAAAGAGUGGGAAAGUUCUGAUUUUGAUUCUGCUACAGUUGAAAAACCCGGUUUUUACGAUCAUGAGUGCUCGGAGGGGCAUUUCUCGGUGAGGAGAAUUUUUGUUGAUAAUGUUAAGUUUGAUGCUGGAAGAAUACUUGAAAUUUUACAGCGUGAUGGUCCUGGUUUUGAUGCAAAAUUGGCUCUCAGCGAGUCAGGAAUUAGGGUUUCAGGGAUACUUGUCAGGGAAGUUCUUUUGGGAAUUUUGAGAAACGUAGAUUAUGCAAACAAGACCAGGUGUGCAAAAUUGGGUUACAAGUUUUUUGUAUGGUCGGGUCAGCAGGAAAAUUUUAGGCACACAGCAAACACUUAUCAUUUGAUAAUGAAGAUAUUUGCAGAAUGUGAGGAGUUUAAGGCAAUGUGGAGGCUGGUUGAUGAGAUGAUUGAGAACGGGUUCCCAACUACAGCACGGACAUUUAACAUAUUGAUUUGUACUUGUGGUGAGGCGGGUUUAGCUAGGAAAGUUGUGGAGAGGUUUAUUAAAUCGAAGACAUUUAAUUAUAGGCCAUUUAAACACUCUUAUAAUGCAGUUCUAUAUUCACUUCUUGCUAUAAAGCAGUAUAGGUUGAUAGAGUGGGUGUAUCAGCAGAUGUCUGAUGAGGGUCAUCCCCCGGAUAUUCUAACUUAUAACAUUAUUAUGUGUGCAAAAUAUAGGUUAGGGAAGUUGGAGCAAUUUCACAGGUUACUUGAUGAAAUGGGUAGAAGUGGGUUUUCCCCUGAUCUUCAUACAUAUAACAUCCUUCUCCAUGUGCUUGGCAAAGGAGAUAAACCACUUGCAGCACUUAAUCUCUUAAAUCACAUGAAAGAAGUGGGUUUUGAUCCACGUGUUCUUCAUUUCACCACAUUGAUGGAUGGCCUGAGCCGAGCUGGAAAUUUAGAGGCAUGCCAGUAUUUUUUUGAUGAGAUGAUCAAUAGAGGGUGCAUGCCUGAUGUGGUUUGUUACACCGUUAUGAUAACAAGUUACAUAGUUGCCGAGGAGUUUGAGAAGGCUCAGGGACUGUUUGAUGAGAUGAUCGUCAAGGGACAGCUUCCAAACGUAUUUACAUACAAUAUCAUGAUUCGUGGUUUCUGCAUGGCAGGGAAGUUUGACAAGGCAUGUUCAAUGCUGAAAGAAAUGGAAUCCAGAGGUUGUAAUCCAAAUUUCCUUGUGUAUAAUACCCUAGUCAGUUAUUUGCGGAAUGCAGGAAAGUUGUCUGAAGCACAUGAAGUGAUUCGACACAUGGUUGAAAAGGGGAAAUAUGCACAUCUAGUGUCAAAAUUCAGAAGAUAUAGAAGAUGCUAGCACAGAAUUGUGCAAUUCGGAAUAAUUCAGUUGUAACAUUACUGGGAACAUGCUUGUCAAUUCAGCCCUCUUGACAGCAUGUGCCUGCUGCCUGUAAUAGUGUCAAGGAAAUGGUCCUAACCAUUUCAUGAGACUUCCAAGAAUUGAGAGUUUAUAAGUCAUAAAGUUCUGCAGAGUUUUGAGUGGAGGAUGGGAGAGAUAAAGUUGAGGUGGUUGUGGCAUAGAUACAAUGAAGGAAGACAACUGAGAACAGAGGUGUUGAUAGAAGUUGGGAAUAAUGGUCAAUGGAUGGUGUUUUGGCUGGCUGCAAGGAGCUUGUGAAUGAUAACUGUAUAAAAUAUUCAGAGCAUUAUGGCUAAUAAGGUUAGACAGUGGAGGCAGUUAGGAUGGUAAAGCAAUUGAGAGGUGCAUGGGCAUGGUGCUAUAUCUCCAGCUGCUUGUGAUGCUAAUGGAGGUGGCGGCAGCAAUGCCGUAUAUGGUAGAAACUGCGAUGAUUGAUGUUUUGAUGAAGGCAUUUAGACAGAAUUGUCAAAUAUGACGUGGACAGUAUCCCGUAGCAGCCAGGUUAUUGCAAUGUUGCCAAGGGUGGUAGUAGGUAUCUUCAUUGUUGUGGACCUUGUGAUUCUGCUGUUGAAAGCACCGGCAAUGACAGCAACAUGAUGGAGACCUAUUUGGAAAUAGAGUAAUUCUCUUGUUCUCUAGAGUCGUUCUACGGGUAUCUGAUCUUUGUUUCUCACUCGAUUUGCUGUACGCCCAUAUGGUCAUAAAUCUAGAAUCAAGGCUGCUAUUGACAAAAGGAGAUCAAAGUUCUACCGUCUUUUUGGUCAAAUUUCUUACUCUAGAAUGAAGCCUGCUAUUGACAUUAAGUCAUUAAUGCACUUGUUACAGUCAAAAGUUGUAAUUUUUUAGUACAACAGGGUAUUGGUAGUUUGUUGAUUGUUGGAAGAGAUGGAACAGGCUGAAUAAGAAACUUUAUGAGAAUAGAUCCAAUAGCUAAUGUUAGAGAUGAUGAUUUGUUCUCGGAACCCUAAUCCAAUGCUCUUCAGGUUUAGUGUGAAAAGAGGAGUGAUGAUAAUUGAUUGAUGACCUGUAAUCUGUUACUACCAUUAUCAUUCCAGCUAAGGAGUUAGACUGUUUGAUAUUCUUCUGUCCAAAGAAUGGCGUCUUAUCAACCAUCAUAUGACAUGAU
This is a messenger RNA of Pistacia vera, 3009 nucleotides long. RefSeq names its product pentatricopeptide repeat-containing protein At3g60050-like. Gene Ontology annotation, molecular function: protein binding. Bases 360 to 1820 code for a protein of 486 amino acids. The transcript is spliced from 2 exons. The record is from RefSeq and is a predicted model, not a curated record. Lineage: Eukaryota; Viridiplantae; Streptophyta; Magnoliopsida; Sapindales; Anacardiaceae.